CAACUUUAGCUGCCCAGCACCCACGAAGAUGUCAUCGAAUCAUCAUCAGAAUUAACUCCGUUUUGUACUCCUGUUUAAAUACAAUAAAAUAAAAGUUUCUAUCAAAUUCACCGCUCGUGUUCGCUGGAACUCGCAUCAUGACCGUAGAGGAACCGCAGAUUGUGGCCAUCAGCGUCAGCCACAAGCCACAAGUGGGAUACCUGAAGGAGGAGUCCACCUGGAUUCAUUGUCCUUCGUGUGAGAAGUCUGGCACGAGUGUGGUGCAACUGGAGUUGGUCACUUGCCUGCAGAGAUUUCUGGGAUUCACAAAACUUUGUAAAAAAUGGUCUGGCCGCCAGGACAUCAAUCACUAUUGUUCGCACUGCGGCUGUUUCAUUGGAAGAUUUGUGCCCAUCAGCUGCAUGGAACGUUGCAUUUCGAGAUCGGCGCGUAAACAGGCGGCCGUGGAUGAGAUGACCCUGAAGACACGACCCAAAGAUUGCGCUGAAAGGGCACAGAAAUCCAGGGAGAAAGUUCUGGCCAGCAGGGAGAAGAAGAGAGCAGAGAAAGCGGCCAAGGAUCUGGAAAAAUCCCAAACGCAAAUAGCAGUACACCAAUAAUCAAGUGCUUCCGGCUGUUUUAACUCACACCAUCGACUAAACAUUUUAUUUUAUUGUGCUUAGAACAGUA
Drosophila santomea is the source of this 669-nucleotide messenger RNA. RefSeq lists its product as uncharacterized. NCBI's taxonomy places the organism in Eukaryota, Metazoa, Arthropoda, Insecta, Diptera, Drosophilidae. The record is from RefSeq and is a predicted model, not a curated record. Bases 138 to 599 code for a protein of 153 amino acids. The transcript is spliced from 3 exons.